CAUGACCGCCCCGGCGCUGCUGCCCCUGUCCGGACGGAGGAUCCCCGCCCCGAGCCUGGGGCCGCCCGCCUUCCCGCACCACCGCGCCACGCUGCGCCUCUCGGAGAAGUUCAUCCUCCUCCUCAUCCUCAGUGCCUUCAUCACGCUGUGCUUCGGGGCCUUCUUCUUCCUGCCGGACUCCUCCAAGCACAAGCGCUUCGACCUGGGCUUGGAAGACGUGCUGAUCCCCCACGUGGACGCCGGCCGGGGCGCCCGGGACCCCGGCGUCUUCCUCAUCCACGGGCCGGACGAGCACCGGCACAGGGAAGAGGAAGAGCGUCUGAGAAAUAAAAUUCGAGCUGAUCAUGAGAAGGCUCUGGAAGAAGCAAAAGAAAAAUUAAGAAAGUCAAGGGAGGAAAUCCGUGCAGAAAUUCAGACAGAGAAAAGUAAGAUACUCCAGGAACUGAAGACAAAAGAAAAUAAGCCACUGCCACCAGUUCCUGUUCCAAACCUUGUGGGAAUCAAUGGGGGAGACCCAGAAGAUACUGACAUAAGAAAGAAAAGGGAAAAAAUCAAAGAGAUGAUGAAACAUGCCUGGGAUAAUUACAGGACAUAUGGAUGGGGACACAAUGAGCUUCGACCUAUUGCACGGAAGGGUCAUUCUACUAACAUAUUUGGAAGUUCGCAGAUGGGUGCUACCAUAGUAGAUGCAUUGGAUACCCUUUAUAUCAUGGGACUUCAUGAUGAAUUCGUAGAUGGACAAAGAUGGAUAGAAGACAACCUUGAUUUCAGUGUGAACUCAGAAGUGUCGGUGUUUGAGGUUAACAUUCGCUUUAUUGGAGGCCUGCUUGCAGCGUAUUACCUCUCAGGAGAAGAGAUAUUCAAGGUCAAAGCAGUACAAUUGGCUGAGAAGCUCCUGCCUGCCUUCAAUACACCUACUGGUAUUCCCUGGGCAAUGGUGAAUCUGAAAAGUGGAGUAGGACGGAACUGGGGCUGGGCAUCUGCUGGUAGCAGUAUCCUGGCUGAAUUCGGCACACUGCACAUGGAGUUUGUUCACCUCAGCUACCUGACAGGGGACCUGGUUUACUUCAAAAAGGUCAUGCAUAUCCGGAAAUUACUUCAGAAAAUGGACCGUCCAAAUGGCCUUUAUCCAAAUUAUUUAAACCCAAGAACAGGGCGCUGGGGUCAGUAUCACACGUCUGUUGGGGGUCUGGGGGACAGUUUUUAUGAGUACUUGCUGAAAGCGUGGCUGAUGUCGGAUAAAACUGACCACGAGGCCAGGAAGAUGUAUGACGAUGCUGUGGAGGCAAUAGAAAAACACCUGAUCAAGAAGUCCCGAGGAGGGCUGGUCUUCAUCGGCGAGUGGAAGAACGGACACUUGGAGAAGAAGAUGGGCCACUUGGCCUGCUUUGCCGGUGGCAUGUUUGCCCUGGGUGCAGACGGCUCCAGAAAAGACAAAGCCGGCCACUACUUAGAGCUAGGGGCAGAAAUUGCACGAACUUGUCAUGAGUCAUACGACAGGACUGCACUAAAGCUGGGUCCGGAGUCCUUCAAGUUUGAUGGUGCCGUGGAGGCCGUGGCUGUGAGGCAGGCUGAGAAGUAUUACAUCCUGCGUCCAGAAGUGAUUGAGACCUACUGGUACCUGUGGCGAUUCACACACGACCCAAGAUACCGGCAGUGGGGCUGGGAAGCUGCACUGGCCAUCGAGAAGCACUGCCGAGUCAGCGGAGGGUUCUCCGGGGUCAAAGACGUGUACUCCCCCACUCCCACGCACGAUGACGUCCAGCAGAGCUUCUUCCUGGCUGAAACGUUAAAAUACCUGUAUCUGCUGUUCUCCGGUGAUGACCUCCUGCCUUUAGACCACUGGGUAUUCAACACCGAGGCGCACCCGCUGCCAGUGCUGCACCUCGCCAACACCACGCUGGCAGGCGAGCCUGCGGUGCGGUGAGGGUGGGCGCGCUCGCUGGGCUUUGUUUACAUGGACCGCUGCAGAGACUGGUCUGCAGAGGCGGCCCUCGAAAACCCGGACCUCUGCGUCCACUUGGACAGGGACGCUCUUCCCCAUGGACUUUCCAGCUUGUAGAUAUAUCAACUUUGAAAAUUAUUCCAUUUUAUACCUGACCAAAACAUGUGCCGGCACGUGCCGGAUGGAGAGCCCAUGUGCUUUGAUUCUGAACGUGCUGGUGACCUGAUCACAGGGCCUCGUGCUAUGCUCAGCCAAACAAGCCACCAGCACCGAGUACCGGGCCAGUGCUGCAGGCGGACCCACGCAUCCCCUCCUUCCUCACAGCUCCGAGUGGCUUCACAGCAUAUAUUUCCCAUUGCUUGUCCCUUUUGCUCCAUUUUGAUAAAGGAAUUAAGCAAGCUAAACAAAAACAACAGCAACAGAAAACCCACAGUGUAAGCGCCACUGCAGUGAGGUCGGGCUGACUCAGGAAAAGGACCAGAAUUACCUAUCCCACUCUGAAUUUUCCAGCUCCCAAUUGGAUAACCAGACUGGCAGCCACUUCAGUCCCCAUCUAUGUCAUUGAAAUUCCCUGGUUGAAUCCGAUCUACGGUGGGCAGCCUCGCAAAGUCCUCUCCAAGUCAUCUCCACGAGUGUGUGCCGGAGCCACCUGCGGGUGUGGCCUGGGGCUUGGUCAGAGGUUCGGUCUGGUGUUGGAGCUCGACGGGCUUGACGGGAAGUGCAGGAGGUGCUGGCUGUGGCCCUGAACACUGUUCCUGUAGGAAUUCUUGGUUCUUCUAAGCCAAGUCACUUAAUCUACUUGAUUCCCCUGAUACUGCUGGUUGGUGGUCACACAUCUUCCAGCCUUGCUUCAGGGGCUGGGCCGAGUUCACCACGCUGCUGUGCAGCCCUGAGCUACUUCUGCACGGGCCCUCCACCAGGGACGAGGACAGAGCGUCUUCUAUUUAUUAUCUCAUCACAUCGGUGAGAGGUUCACCAAUAUUUUGUCUUUUAGUUUCUCUGAGAAUAUUUAUAUACAUCCAAAGAGUUCAUGAGAAUAGCUCCAAAACCAUUUUCAGUGCUAAGUGUAUGGUGUAAUUAAUCAUAUCCCUCCAACCGGGGAAUGGACCAGACCCUAUCAGACUUUCUCUUACCAUCAGAUUUCACAUUAAUCUGUCUUUAUAAAGAAAUGACUAUUUCUUUAUAUUUUGUUAGAAUAAAACUUAAAUUAUGAGAAACUAUAAUGUAAGAAAAUUACUAAUGCUUAUAAAAUCUCUGUCCCUUGAAUUUCUGUGACAAUGCAAGACAUUUUUUCCUAUUUUCAUUUAAUACCGACAUCUUCUACUGACAUGAAUAAAACUUGGAACCAAUACAAUUAAGCUAGUAUUUACUCUGAAUGUAAGUGUCUCAUAAAGCAGAGUUGUCCAGGAAGCCUGCUUUGGGAUUCUGAAGACUUAACUCCUCAUCUUAAAGUGUUUCUUUUUAACCUCUGUUAGCCUGUAGGAGUUUAAUAAAUGGACAUGAUUAAACAUUUUUAAACAUCUUACACCACAAAUCAUCAAAUGACUCCCACAGUUUAUUCGAUGAUCAGUAAGUGAUAGCUACCCCCCACUGUCAAUACCCACAGAAAAAAAGGACUGAAAGCCAGUUGUAUUCAGUUUUUAAGAGGGUUAAAUUUCAGCACAUUCUCAGAAAUUGUAAUUUUUUAUUACUUGAAAAUUAAAAGCUGUGGCAUGAGAAGAUGGAUUGCAACUUCUUGGGAAGAGAAGAAUUCUCAGAGUAGAGAGAAAAGAGCACACAUGACACCCAUCAGUGGAAAGUGAGUUGUCCAAGGACCACUGUCUGGACAGUCCCAGCAAACCCUCCCUUUGGUCAGAAGAAUGGGGGGCGGGGUCUCUGCAGCCCAGAGAGGGGGUGGGUACCCUCUACCGCUGGGCCACUUCCGAAUCCAGCGAGCCAGUCCGCUUCCCAGGGCAGGGCCCACCCCACUCCUACCUUCUUUGUGUUAAGAAGGCGUGGGCCUCUCCUGUGCUUUUUCUCUGAAACACCAAAGGCCGUUCAAGCCAGGUACAAGUGACUUGCCAGGUCAUAUUUAAAAUCAUUUCCUCCAACAUCGGUCCUGUCCUCUGUCCCUGAGUUUUCAAGGGCACUUAUUUCUCCUCUUUCCUUUUUGCUCUUUGUAUUUUAUGGCCCUCAUCGAACCUCAUGGCUCAGGCUCAGUACUCGCCUAGGAGAAGCUGGCCCAGGAGCCAGCGGUCCCUGGGCUCACUCCGCCCUGCGUCUGGAGAAGACCCAAAAAGUUGGAAAAGGAGGCAUUGUGGAGCAUGUGGUGAAUGUGGAGCUUCUCUGCGUGUUUCUUUUAGAAUCACACUGUUUGCUCCACACCACCUUUUAAACAUUCAACAAUAUGAAAAUGUUGAAGAGAAUGAGGCUCUAACAAAAAAACGGUUGUUGUUUUUUUUCUGCGUAGGAAAAUAAGUUUAUUCCCUGGCUGGGUGUGGGGUGUCUUGCCUACUGGUGGGGUGCACCCACAUUUCCUGUCAUUGGCCGAGGCAGCAUGGAAGAGGACAGGCUGAGGUGAAGACACUGGUCCCCGUGGCGCUCGCCCUGAUUCUCUGUUAUCGCUGGGAGCCUCUCAGGCCCUUCCUCCCUACGUGCUGAGCGGUCCCAGCUCUGGGCCAGAGCCUCUCACCCCUCUCAUUUGCCAAAGUCUUUGUCAGACCUUUACGCUCAUUACUAACACCUGUGCUUGCCAUGCUCCGAGUGGGCGCUUCUCUCCAUGAGAGGAGGGAGGGGGAGAGAGAUCAAUAUCAGUCGGAAGCACAUGGAUUCCAGGUUUGUGCCAGAACCUGUGCCUGGUUCUUGGAAAGGAGAACAUCUGAAGAGAAAGAGAAAAGGUUUAUAAUGUAUCUUAAGCAUUGUGUUACUAUAUAAUACUGACAAUUGUAGCGAUAACUAAGAGUCUCUUGGAAAAAAAAAUGUCAAAUAUGUGUUUUCUGAUGCACCUUUGACUAAAAUAUUGACUUUAGAAAUAAAAACAUUUUUAUUUUGCUA
Dipodomys ordii (Ord's kangaroo rat) is the source of this 4978-nucleotide messenger RNA. It is a transcript of the gene Man1a2, whose product is annotated as mannosidase, alpha, class 1A, member 2. Gene Ontology annotation, biological process: N-glycan processing; carbohydrate metabolic process. NCBI's taxonomy places the organism in Eukaryota, Metazoa, Chordata, Mammalia, Rodentia, Heteromyidae. The record is from RefSeq and is a predicted model, not a curated record. The transcript is spliced from 13 exons. The coding region runs from base 2 to 1927 and encodes 641 amino acids. Gene Ontology annotation, cellular component: extracellular exosome; Golgi membrane; endoplasmic reticulum. Gene Ontology annotation, molecular function: calcium ion binding; mannosyl-oligosaccharide 1,2-alpha-mannosidase activity.